UCAUGUUAUCGCUCCAACUGUCAAAUAAACAAGGAACGGCGAACAUGGCUUAUGUAUACAAACAUUUUUUUCACCUCUGAACAAACAGUAGUUUCGGUAGUUUUGAUGUAGCGAUUCGGUUGGGAGAUAGUUCUGGCCAUGAAUAAUCCAAUAGUGAAUGAAACAUGCAAGUGGCUGGUGAAGGACCGAGUUGUCCGCGUCCUGCUGGUGGUCGUGGCGAUUUUCACAGUGCUGACGGCCACUUACAUCAGCAUAUUGUUGGGCAUUUUUAUGUUGUUUUCGUUCACUUUUGGAUGUGUGGUGUGUACAGUGCUCUUGACGCAUAAGGAAACGGUGGGCCAACUAUUCGAGCUUUUGAGGGAUACUUGCGGAUAUUCAAAUUGUACUGAAGUGACUUUAACAAAAUGUGAUACUUGUGAUGAUAUAGAAUGUCAACGGCACAAAACUCCUGAAAUACCCCGGGAACCAUGGAAGGGUUUAUUGCUGGAGCGAGAUUUAGAUGAGGCUGUAGAAAGUUUUUACUCGAGAAUACUCAAUAGUUUCGUGAAAAGCUGGUUUUCAGUACUUUCGCAGGAUGAGGACUUCGUGCACACCCUGAAGCUAGGCCUACGUGAGGCUACCUGUCAUUUAAUCAAACGAAUGAAAACCAUCGAUGCUGCUAAGGUCAUAACAAACAGAAUGCUGCCUAUUGCAUUCGAGCACAUUGAAGUUGUCAAGGACAUGCUGAAGAAUGGAACACCAAUGGACAAGUUACCAAGCGGUUUCUUGCAGCACGACAGGCCUGUUCACCCGGCCGUUUGGAAUCGUCAAGCCGAGCUUGACUACUUGCGGGCCGUAGCCAAAUGUCUGAUUCCGCGUAUAUUUCAUAAUGAAAAGUUCGAUAGUAAGAUAUUUUUCAGCCUCGUGAGGGAAUUAUUGGCCUGUUGGGUACUUUUACCGCUUCUGGAUGUGAUAUCGGAUCCGAAUUUAAUAAAUCUAAUGAUAGUUACGGCGACAAAUAAGGGAAGUACGUUGAAGCGGGCAAAGGGCUCGGGCAUACAAGUGGAGUUUCUGAAGAAUUUCGUUAAUAUCUCUGACGACUGUAAAAUUUCAAAGGACGAUCUGUAUUUGACAGAUCCCAACCAACUUUUCUACUUCAUGCAAUUCAUGAAGAAGCAAGGAGCUGUUGAUGUACUUAGAUUUUAUUUAGAUGUUGAUAAUCUAAAUAAAGAACUGCAAGACUCACGAGUAACUACUGACCCGGCCAAACUUUCUACACUACAUAAACAAUCAAUUAAGCUUCUACAUGACUACCAGGAUUUGGUACCAGACCAAGACUCCACAGAGGCUACUACGCUGGUAGAAGCUCAUGAUCGUGUCCGAGCCUGCUUAGAUGGAAAAUGGCGAAAAGCAUUCCAUAAAACUCCAGAUUAUUUUAAAUUAAUUUAUUCUAGUAAGGAAAUAAAAUCGGUCGAUGAAUUUAGAAGUACAGACCAAAUAGGACCCGUAUCUCGCUUGGGUUCCAAAAUCAAAGAUGUGAUAAAAGGUGCAAUCGAUGGAGCACCCCUGGAAGCAACAGAAGUGCCAACAGUGUGGGAUGCUCUUUCGGAUACACAGCUUGGGACCGUUAACCCUACGUUGUACGGUUCAGUUGCUCAAAAAUUGCGUAAGGAACGCGGUCAGAAUCUAGAUGCAUUUCUAAUCGAUUUUAUGCAGUCCAUAGAGCAAAGCACUGAUGUAGGCGAAGAUGUAGUCGAGAUUACCGAGGCCAAAACAAAGCCGCGUCCGCAUCCACCUGGUCGCAAUUUAGUGUUUGGCAAUCUUUUUGGGCUGGGUAAAUGCGCUCGCGGCUGCCAACCAAGCUCAGUGAUGCCCGUAGCUAGUGUCAAGGGUCCGUCUGAAUGUUUUUUGUAUAUAAUUUAUAAGCUUCUCCGUGCCCCGUCAAUUCUGGUUCGAUUAAUGUUCGCGCUUGUAUGCAUUUCUAAGAGGACAAUGGAUGCGCUCAUUUGUCAUCUUAUCAACAAACUCAUUAUGCUUGGCUUAUAUCAACCGAGGCUUGCUACGCUGAUACGCUUAUUGGAGAAUCAUCUAUUCGGGCCAAAAACUCCCGACGCUUCGUUCGAAGAACUAUUGAACCGACAGAAAUUGGCACGUGAACGAUUAGAGAAAUUGUGUCGUGGUGCUGGCGAAUUAUUGGAUACGUUACAGUCGCCAGCGUUAAAUAAACAUUUGAUGUAUUGUCUAUUCGAUGUUGUAUUGGGUGAAUUGUAUCCGGAAUUCGAGGAAUUUGAAACUUCGUGAAAUAAAGUGCAUUCGAGGU
Hermetia illucens (black soldier fly) is the source of this 2299-nucleotide messenger RNA. Its product is annotated as sorting nexin-14-like. The record is from RefSeq and is a predicted model, not a curated record. Gene Ontology annotation, cellular component: late endosome. Gene Ontology annotation, biological process: autophagosome maturation. The transcript has 9 exons. Gene Ontology annotation, molecular function: phosphatidylinositol binding. Bases 139 to 2280 code for a protein of 713 amino acids. Lineage: Eukaryota; Metazoa; Arthropoda; Insecta; Diptera; Stratiomyidae.